GUUCUUAUCGUCGCGCCAACAGGUGCGCUCUUGGUACUCUUGUGUCUUUCGGUUACUCUGGUACAUUUCGCGACUACCCAAACAAGGACAGUGUUGUGUUUUGUGUAUGGUAAUUAAUGUCGACCUGGAAAUCGAAUAUUCUGGGAAUAUAAGCAGAAACACCCAUAAAAGAUACUGCACGAGCCUUCAACGCCUACCUCUAGCCUUAACCUGUAUAAGUCACUGCCAACUAUUCCGCCCUAUUACUUGCUUAAUGUCGCAAUGCUAGACAAGAUUCACUCUAGACUUGAGAAAGCUCAAACACACACGGAAGAUAAGAACUACUGGGUAAGCACGUGACAGUAUCUGCAGAUCCAGGACAAUAUGAGCCAGUCCGCGGAUGAGGCCCGAGCGGCCAGAAUACAGAAAUAUAAAGAAGAGCGAAGAAAACAGUUAACAGCAAGGACGGCUACUUUGUUCUCCGCUAAUGUGACUGAGAGGCGUCCCAAAAAACCAGCUAACCGGUCUCCAUUAGAAGAUACAGCUACAAAUCUAAAGUCUUCUUCCGAAUUAAAUCUCAAUACAGCCUCUACGUCUGUGCCAAUCAGAACUACAAGAACGUCACGCCUACGAGCCGCCGCCGCUACCAGUUCUGACUCUUGCCAAUCGCCAAAAAAAUCAAUAAGAAGCUCUUCUGUGCUAUCUCUAUUAGAAGAAGAAAAAAAUAGAACGUCUAAAAAUGCCAAAAUAGUAGAUAGAGAUAAAACGCGACUAAAUACCAGUAGACGACAGAGCCAUGAAAAAGAAAAUUUGAAAAGCCCGUCAACUACGAGCUUCACAGAUAAAGAAAAUGGUGCUAUUAGAUCGAAAUUAAAACAUUCCACUAAUAAAAAUAUUUUAGAAAAAGACAAAAGUAAUUGUUUAGUCACUAGUCCUAAAGGAAAAAUUGUUGACGAAAAAAGUUGUUUAAAUUUAGACGAAAGAAAAAAUAGAAUAUCUUUGACUGAUGAAUCUAAAAUAGUUUGUAUAAAUGACGACGAAAAGAGCGCUAAUGUUGAUGACAUUUUGAAUGAUAUUCUAGAUGAUAAAAACCUAUCGAACAAUUCUGAAAAGGAUAAAUUUGAAGAUUUGUAUAAUGACUUAGUUGAUGAGAAUAAGAAAUGUGAAAUUAUCGUUAACGAUGGUUUUGUGGAUGACGAUACGCCGCCACAGGAUACCGAGCUCAAAAAUAGUUACAAUAAUUCAUACAUUCCAAUUAAAAAAACAAUAGAUCUUAAUAAAACUGAGGAUACGGUGAAAAUGGAAAAAGGUGUUGUGCCAAAAGUUGUGAAGUCUGAUAUGGGGUUGUUAGGUGCUGUGUGUGUUCGAAAAGUAGAAAGAUUCAGUGAAUUGCUCAGUAAUCUUUGUUCUCCUUGCGAAGCCGAUAUUUUGUUCGAAGAUAUUCUCGUUGAAAAUGGGAUAGAUGGUGAUAAUAGUUCGCGUGUAAAGGCACCAGAGUGUACUCCGCCAUGCCGCCGCGCUCAGCCUCGAAUCACAAGUACGCCGAAACGUUCCACAGAUGUGCGUGCGCAGCCAACGAUCGACGCAGACGGAACUGCCCCAAAGACCAAAAACCGUCGAUCUCAAGAAGUACCACAUCUAAAAAACGAAACUUCACAACAGUCUUCCAAAAUAUCGCCUAAAAAUAAUAAUUUACAGUUUGGUUUCAAAUCAGCCUCAAAUAAAUCCCCUACAACGAAAGCCUCAGAAAAGCGACGGAGCGUUGAAAUUGGCGUCAAACCUAGUUGUAUACCUCUGUCCAAAAAAACAUUUGAACGAACCGGAAACCAUAGUUCAACGUCGCCUAUUAAGCAGGAACCAAUAAAAGAAACAACAUCGAAAGUGGAUAAUAAAAAAACGAAGUUGGAGUCCCCUAGAGGAAGAUCUUUACGCCGAAGUCCCGAAAAAGCGAAAAGUGAUCCAGAAAGUUUACGUAAAGAUAAAGUGUUUCGAGCUCAAAAAGGUAGCGAAAGUCUUAAUGAAAAAUAUCAUAAUUCUAAGAAAAGACUGACUAGUUUAGAUAAUUCUCCAAAAGGUGGGAGUGAUACUACAAAUAUACCUAGUAAAAUUAUAUUGAAUGAUAACUUGAAUACGAAUUCGAUAGUGGAUCCUAAUGUCGGUGAGUUAGAUAAUUUAAAAAAUAACGAAAAUAUGUCUACUCUUCAUCAAACUGUUACACAUGCAAAUUCUCGACUUUCUCAAGAAAUGGACAGCUUAGCUGCUUUGACGAAACAAACUUUAGAUAGGGUUAGCAAAUUAUCUAACAACUUAACUAGUAAUAAGCUACAUGUAACUAUACCAGAUGCUCCUCGUUAUGAUUCUUUAUAUGCAUCGACGUCAGAACAACAAAAUAAUGAUCAUACAUAUAACUAUGGCUUAAUAAACGAACGUCCUGCUAUACAUAGAGGUGUUUCUGAGAGGUUAAAAGAUAUAGACACGGCAGCUCAGAGACUGAUCGAUUUUGAAAAACAAAGUGCAAUGUUUUCUGAUCUCAAUGAUUCCUCUAGUCAAAAUCGCCGUCUUGAUAAUACAUCGUCGUCUCAUCACACGCCUGUGUCAAUAUUGAAAAGAAAAUCAAUCCACGAAGAAGGCAAUAUUACAAAUCCACCCAAUAAUACAAUAACUUCUCCUCCUGUUACUUUUUCACCGAGUGUGAUGGAAUCACGCAAUUGUCGCUCAGAAAAUAGGCAACGCCAAGGUAUUUUAAAAAAGCGACGUAGUUUGGAUGAGUCACAAGUCGCAAGAAGAAGAUCUUGUAGUCCAGAAGUGUCAUUUGCUGAUGAUGGUUCAUCUGAUACAUGUAAGCCAAUAUUAAAAAAUAGAAGGUCAUCGUUAGAGGACGUUGUACGAAACCGUUCACCGGAUGGUCACAUACAAGGUAUCUUAAAAAGGAAAAUGAGUCGAGAGGAAGAUCAUUUAAAUGAAAAUGAUGUCUCUCAUGGUUCUCCGGAACCCCACGGAAUUUUAAAACGAAAAUCUAAUUCAAGUUCGAGUAGCAGUACUACGUCAUCUCAUGUAUCUAUAGCACAAGCGGUGCUGCUGGCAGCUGCAGGUGGUGCUGAGAUAGUGGAAGAAGAUAAAGAAGCGGUCAGACCUAUAUUAAAGAAAAAAAGUUUUUCAGAAGAAAGGCCAUCGCCUGAUAUUUUGUGUUCAGAUACACCAAAACCUAUAUUAAAGAAAAAAAUAACAGAACAUGAUGAUCACGAUUUCGACCUACCAAAAAAGCCAAUUCUUAAGUCUUCGAAAAAAUUGUCAGGUGAUGAGGGACAUGCUUCUAGUUUUGAUUUGAGCGAAGACGACCGAAGUUCGCGAAGACCGUCACUACUUAGAUCACGAACUUCAGAUCAUUCUGGUUCAGAAUGCGAGGCGCUGGUUAAGCCAAUUUUAAAACAGAGAGGCUCGAGCCUCACUAGGGAACGCAGCCAAUCGCCGCGCCCACGGCUUUCAUUUUGUGCAGACAACGAUGCGAAUAUUAGUGGGACGAAUUUUAGUAGCGAUGCGAACGACUUGUUGGCGGCCGGACCGCGACGAGUCAUAAAUCUCGCGACUGACCCGGAAGAAAAUUAUCCAAGUGCAGUGAUCCGACGGAGAAAUUUGCGACCUAAAGCAAACCCGCGGUCCAUGAGCUUGGUGUGUGACGUGAAUGAUGAACUACUCUCGAUUUUAAAUAAUCGCCGAUUGAAAGUAGACGAAACCUGUGAGAACGGUUAUUGUGAUACUUGGGAACGGGACAGACACACAAACGAUAAUAAUUCUAAAACAUUUCCAUCGAUUGCGUCUCGAAUAAAGAGCAUGGAGCAAGCUCUUACCAAAGACAACUUCCUUAAAGAUCAACCUUCAACAUCUAAAGUGAAAAAUCGUGAUAAAGAACGCCAUAAAACUCAACCUGUCACCAUCGACGAAAUGAGAUCUAUCACUACGAGUUUGGAGCCGGGCCAAGCGAAUUUCCAAGCGUUCGGCAUCGCCGGCUGUAGUUUUCCGACCCGUUCCGUCGAGUCCAGUGCUGUUCUCUCGGCAAAGGGUCCCUACGUGGAGGAACCCGAGCGAGAUCCAUUUGCGGACCUUGACUCGCGACCGUUCGAUUCCAAAUUGUUCAACACAAAUCUAUCAGCUGGAAACGGCCUAUUGAAAAAUGUUGAAGCCAAGAACGAUAGCUUUGGCGAGGCUACUUUUCUAGAUUUCGAAAAGAUCUGUGCUGAUAGCGAAGCAAAACAAUCUACUUUGGAUGAAAUCGAACGAGAAGUAAACAAAGUCUGCGUCGCUCUGGACGAGGACAGUCGAAUUUUGGAUGAAGACGAAAGUAACCAAGCCGAAGCGGACAACUGGAGCUUGAACGUGUCCUGUGAUAGCGGAGUUUACAAUCGCGCCUCAUCCCGCGAUUCCGGGCCGCAUUCUGGAAGUCUACGGAGAUCGAAGCUCUUAGGAGCCCGGAAGAACAUCAAAGUGACGAUGACAACAAUGACCACUCCGGCUUCGCGCGGCUUAGUGAAGAGUAACAGCGUUGUUGCAAGAGCCAGUAUGUGGCAACAAUUACAACAACAAGCUAAAGGAACUCCAAAACCGCUGCUCCGUCAUAGCCGCUCAAAGCUAAAGGAAGGGCCAUCGGUUACCGAGCGAUUCAAAACACAACCUGACCCAGUUGAGUCGAGUCCGGAUACUACAAGUCCUUCUAACGAAGGGUUUUCCCUCGCUCCAUCCAAAAGCACUACUAACGUCUUAGAUAGAGACGAAGAUGCUAAAUUAGAUGAGGACGAUCCAGCGAAGAUGUCUUUAGCGGAGAAAAUGAAGAUGUUUAAUGCUAAACUAACGCACAAACCUCCGGUUGCCGGUUUACCAAGACCUAAAGAAGAUAGGGUGCCUAGAGCGUCUAGACUCAGAACUAUGCCGGUACUCGCCAGUCAAGUCCAAGAGGCGAUGGAACAAAACGAAAGAUUGACCAAGUCUUUGACCCACGAAGAUGUACCACGUAAUCCAGAUUUUCAACUUAAAAUGGAACUGUUCCGAUCGGCGAGCGCGAAAAAUACGUCUUUAGAAUAUCUCAUGAGGCAGGACGCAAAAUUUAGAAGCUUAGAUCUCGACGAUGAUUCGCCUACCGAAAGGGCUCAAAGAAUGAUAACGCCCGAGGUUAGAGGUAUUCUGAAGUCGGGGUCGACUGUGGUACCGACGAAAACUAAGACUUUGACUAAAGGGGAAAGUUCAGAGGGUCUGAAGGACGAGGGUAUCGACAGUUCUUCAGAAGACGAAUCGGCUUCCGCUUCCAGCGUCUCAUCAUCAGAGAAAAGCUGUUCAUCUUCAGACAGUUCCGAUGAACUACCAGGUCCGAAGCCUCGACGGUUCCAGCGUAAGAACAAUAAACUGAAAUCAUCUAGAACUGACUCUGAUCUAACGAGAGUACUGCGAGAUCCAUACCCUCGUAAGAUUCAGCUACCAGGAGCGAAUGAAUUAAAGGAGCGCAUUAAUCAAGCAAAAAAUCCAGACGUGAAAAUACCAAUGUUGGGUAAAUUGGGUAGAAAACCUUCAGAGGAAGCAAAGAAUGAAGAUGACAAGUCAAAAUACAGGAGGUUUGUCAAGAAACUCGACGAGCCAUUGCAGCUUGGAAAGUUACGACGACCGAUGGAGAAAGUUUCUUCGAUGGAGGAGAAACCGCCAAUUCUCAAGAUAUCUGCAUUAAAUCAAGCAGCGAAGAACAAGUUCUUCGGUUUGGAAACGGAUAAGAAGGACAAAAAUAUCGAUGACUUAACGGCGGCCGUACGAAAAUAUAUACCAGCGGCGGGCGGGCCGGGGCCGCGGCUCGCGCUGGAGGCGGGCGCGUCGGGCAGCGACGGGGAGUCCAGCGGCGGCCGCGAGGUGCGGCGCAUCAACGCGCGCCGGCACCGGAAAUUAGUUGUUGGUGUGGCUAACAUAGUCUUAGUUAACUAUUGCACAUAUGACACUGACUUAGCUCUGAAAUAG
Messenger RNA from Melitaea cinxia (Glanville fritillary), 5970 nucleotides. RefSeq lists its product as uncharacterized. Lineage: Eukaryota; Metazoa; Arthropoda; Insecta; Lepidoptera; Nymphalidae. The record is from RefSeq and is a predicted model, not a curated record.